Penicillium verhagenii is the source of this 2985-nucleotide messenger RNA. It is a transcript of the gene pdeB, whose product is annotated as 3',5'-cyclic-nucleotide phosphodiesterase PDE2. Gene Ontology annotation, molecular function: 3',5'-cyclic-nucleotide phosphodiesterase activity. The coding region runs from base 1 to 2985 and encodes 994 amino acids. Gene Ontology annotation, biological process: signal transduction. Lineage: Eukaryota; Fungi; Ascomycota; Eurotiomycetes; Eurotiales; Aspergillaceae. The transcript is spliced from 2 exons. The record is from RefSeq and is a predicted model, not a curated record.
AUGGUGGACCGUGUGGAAUGCUCGGGCGUUUAUAUUGACGAUCGGGUUCGGUCGGAGCGAUGGGUGCGCCGCAACUCCAUCGCAACUUCGACCGUGUCUGAAGCCUCGUCCUUUAAUGUGCCCGAAGAACCCGAGGCCUUACAGGCCGAUGUAGAACAACUAUUAGAUGUCUGCAAGAAGAUCUACCUUUGCCAGAGCGGAUCCUCCUUUGCGACGAAAUUGGCUGAACUCAGCGACCGUUCAGGCAGCGAUUGCACCCCGAUAUUCGCUUUCUUUGGUAUCGACUUUGGCGGCGACGAAUUAAAUCUUGCCCGAAGAAAGGCCAGUCGGGCCUCGUGGAUGGAUAAUGGGCCCCCAUCACCCGGUUCAAUUCAACGUACCUUUACCUUUUCCUCCCACAACGACGAGGCCGCGGGCCUAGGACUACUCUCCGGUGUUUCCAACGAUAUCCAAGUCCAGGACGGUCCCAAUUUGGUCGUCCCAGUCGCCAUCCUUCGAGAUUCGACCUCAGAGCCGGAAGCCCCAUCAGACCCGACGAGUGAACCCCAACCGCGAAACCCUGUAACAUUGGAACACAAGCAGAUCGCUCGGUGCCUUGAUGCCGGUGCUAUCGACGUCCUCACCACCCCGCUCGACCGGUCUCGGAUUCAAGGCUUGGUAGUACAUGCUUAUCGUACCCGUCGCGCAGCACAGAAGGACAUGUCGCGAUUUUUGGCCCGAAAGAAAUUACGCAAGUUGUCUUGGGUAGGUGUACAUGAUGAGGAGCCUUAUUCAUACCUGCGAGAGGCCAUGGUGGCGAAAUUGAUGAAGGGAAUCUGUAACCCCGAGGAGAUUGUCGAUGAAUUCCAGGAACGAGAUCUCAUUAUCAAGCCGGAGAGAGCAAUUUUCAUCAAGGAGCAAAUAGGCCAGUGGAACUUCUCCGCCCAUGACUUUUCUGAAGAUGAAUUGGUUUAUGCGGCGUGCAAAAUGCUCCAACAUGCCUUUAAACUCCCCGGAUUGGAGCAGUGGUACUUGACACCGGGUGAACUUCAGACUUUCUUACUAGCAUGCCGUGCAGCCUACAACUCCUUUGUUCUCUAUCACAAUUUCCGCCACGCCAUUGAUGUGUUACAAUCGGUCUUUAAUUUCCUGCUUCAGAUCGGGGCUUUACCUCCCUACGGAUCUACUGGUCCGCCUGUUGAAGACAAAUCUCCGAUUGCCACGUUACUCUCUCCUUUCGAUUCUCUCACUCUACUCAUCUCCGCUAUUGGACACGACGUCGGCCACCCAGGUGUCAACAACUUUUUCCUUGUCAAACUUAACGCUCCUUUGGCACAACUAUACAACGAUAACUCCGUUCUCGAAGCAUUCCAUUGCGCAGCUUUCUCCCAAAUUCUUCGUCGUCACUGGCCCGCUGCUUUCAAGGAUAAGCAGCUCCGAAAGUUGCUCAUCAGCUCCAUUCUGGCGACUGACAUGGGUGUUCACCAAAAGUUUAUGCAGCGAAUGGGCUCGCUACAGGAGAAAUACUAUGAGAGUGGCAAGUCCGUCGAUCUCUGGAAACUUCAGGACGUUGAGAUGUAUAAGACUCUGGUUUGUGGUCUCUUGAUCAAAUGUGCCGAUAUCAGUAACGUCGCCCGACCCUGGCGUGUCGCUGAGAAAUGGACUCAGAUUCUGCAGGAGGAAUUCGCCAACCAAGGCGAGAUGGAGAAGGAAGUCGGCAUGGAGACUGCCUUGUUUGGUGGGCCGCCGGAGUUGGGCAACAUCUAUAAGCUCGCCACAGGUCAGAUUGGCUUCAUGUCAAUCUUCGCGCUCCCACUUUUCGAGGGCGUCUCCGACCUUUUGCCGCAACUGCAAUUCACUGCGGAUCAUAUUCGCGGCAACCAAGCCCAGUGGCAGGAGUUUGCCAAUGCUGAGCUGCAGCAGCGGGGUCUAUCGGUUGAUGGUCCUGUCUCAGCGGCGGUCUCUCCUCGCUCCACAAGCCCCGUCCGACCAACCAACUCCAACGAUACCGUAAGGGCCUUGGCAGAAUCAGAUGAAAGUCGAGAGGAUCCUCCGUCGGGAUCUUCAGAGGAGACGGUGUCGCAAGAAGCUUACAACGAGAACACCAUCGAGCCAGUUGUUUCUCCUGAUACUCCCGGCCCGCAGAUUGAGAUCACUGGAACUCCGAUGGCCCUUGACAUGUCGUCUCGAAAAUCCUCCAAUGCCAUGCCGGAUUACUCGUACUUCUCUCGCCCUGUCGCAGCGGCUCAAUCACAUCGGGCUUCCAUUGGAGCCACUUAUCAGCCUCCCGUUGCAGACACGAGUGAUGCUUCAACAGAUCCUGCGGUUCUAGCUGCCGUCUAUUACGCCAACUCGCUGUCCAAUCCCGGUACUGUUUCGCUACCCACCACCGAGCGUGACAACGUAGCCGAAUCGGGUACCGAGCGACCCAGCAGUUCCCGCCAAGGCCCUUCAAGCUCCCAGCACCACGCCCACCACAGUUCCUCUGUUCGCACCUCUGGGCCGUCUAGCUCCAACCGCAAUAGCUGUACACGUACCCAAAGCAUCAGUGCCUACAGCAACAAUAUGACUCCUAUCUCCCCCGCAACCAACGCUACUAGCUUUUUAGCAGUGGACAGUGGCGACGAGAGCAAGCAGCGCAUCUCAGAUGAUAGUGCUCCCCAAAGCGAUGCUGGUGGUCCAGAUGAUAGCAGCACCCGGCCUAGCACGUCGUAUGCUUCAAACGUGGAAGACCUUGAACACAGCAAUUAUAGCCCCGGUCAUAGCUCUGGGAUCGCCCGAUCGGAGGAUGGCAAGGAUUACCAUGCUGCUCUUAAUGGUACUCCGAGCCAUACACAGUCUACUACGACCGGCGAAAGUAUCAAGAACGAGCAAUAUGCUCAAGGAAACGGUGGCGAGCGGAAUGGCAAUGGGGCGCGCCGGCUUCCGAAGAAACGCAGUCGACUACGUCUUGCAUUCUGGAAACGCCGCAAUCACCAUCAACAGGAAGUCCACGGCGAAAGCUAA